UCACUUUGUGGCCGUCCCUCUCGCCUGGAACUCCCUUCGUCUUGCUCUGUCUCCUUUCUGGCUCUCCACUCUAGGACUGUCUGCGGACACGCUCAGACCCCCGCGUUUACUCGUCACCCCUCUGUCGCCAUGACGCCUACCCCACUGUUUUUCCUGCUGCUGCUCGGCCUCAUGGGGGCUCGGGCCACCGUAGACCUCCGCACGGCCGCCGCAAUGGCGGCAGGUUUGUGCAAAACUCGACCCACAGACAUUGUGUUCAUCGUCGACAGCAGUCGGAGCGUUCGCCCUUCAGAGUUUGAGCAGGUCAAGGUCUUCCUGGCUAAGGUCAUCGAGGGUCUUGAUGUUGGACCCAACGCCACCCGUGUGGGAGUUGUCAACUACGCCAGCCGCGUCAAGAGCGAGGUGUCUCUGAAGACGCAUCGCACCAAAGCCGGUCUGAUUAAAGCUGUGACGAAGAUCGAGCCCCUUUCCACCGGAACAAUGACCGGUCUGGCCAUCCAGUUUGCCCUGAACGUGGCCUUCAGCGAGAGCGAGGGUGCUCGCGUCAAAUCUCCCGAUAUCAGCAAGGUGGCCAUUAUUGUGACAGACGGGCGCCCCCAGGACAACGUGAAGGAAGUGGCUCUGCGUGCACGGGAUGCCGGUAUUGAGAUCUUCGCCAUUGGUGUGGGACGUGUGGACAUGAACACCCUGAAGCAGAUGGCCAGUGACCCUCUGGACGACCACGUGGACUACGUUGAGAGCUACAGCGUCAUCGAGAAGCUCACCAAGAAGUUCCAGGAAGCCUUCUGUGUGUCGGACCUUUGUGCCACCGGGGAUCAUGACUGUGAGCAGGUAUGCAUCAGCUCCCCCGGAUCAUUCAAGUGUGCCUGCAAAGCUGUUACCCUCAUGGACAAUGGUCGCAGCUGCAGUGCUUGCAGCAAUGCAGCGACAGACGUAGUGUUCCUGAUCGACGGCUCUAAGAGCGUGCGUCCUGAGAACUUCGAACUGGUCAAGAAGUGGAUCAACCAGAUCGUCGACAAACUGGAUGUUUCUGAGGCCAAGGCUCACGUUGGACUGGUUCAGUACUCCAGCUCCGUCAGACAGGAGUUCCCUCUGGGUCGCUUCAACAACAAGAAAGACCUGAAGGACGCUGUGAAGAAGAUGGCCUACAUGGAGAGGGGAACCAUGACAGGCCAGGCCCUCCGUUAUCUGACAGACAACAGCUUCAGCGCCGGAGGGGGCGCCCGGCCCGGAGUCGCCAAGGUGGGCAUCGUCUUCACUGACGGACGCAGCCAGGACUACAUUGGAGAUGCCGCCAAGAAGGCCAAGGAGCAGGGUUAUAAGAUGUACGCUGUUGGAGUGGGCAACGCAGUGGAGGAUGAGCUGAAAGAGAUUGCCUCUGAGCCGACUGGAGAGCACUACUUCUACACUGCCGACUUCAAGGCCAUGACCCAGAUCGCCAAGAAGCUGCAGAUUAACAUCUGUCAAGAGGAGGACCCUUGUGAAUGCGACUCCCUUGUAAAGUUCCAGAAAAAAGUAGAAGACGCCCUGCAGGCACUAACAAAAAAAUUAGACAGCAUGUCAAAGAGGAUUGCCUUGCUGGAGAACAAAAUCGUCUGAGGACCCACAUCCCACUCUGCACACUCUGCACACACACCCACAUACACACAAACACACAAUUUUUACUUCCUGUAAAAUACUGAAGAGGAUCCCAUGUGUGUGAACCCUGACCUCUGCUUGUAUCCGAGCUCUCCCACAUCAUCUCUGCGCCAUCCUCUCUCGAUCUUACCUCUUCCACCUUUGGGUCUCCUGGGAAACAAAGCGCCGGUUGCCAUGGAGACCACGCCUUUUUGUGUGUUCAGAAGGCCAUCGUCCAUAGCCAGCCUGUGUGUUUGUUAAUAAAAAACUUCCCUCAUAGGGAAACGGUGACGGUA
This is a messenger RNA of Gymnodraco acuticeps, 1913 nucleotides long. RefSeq names its product matrilin 1 (gene matn1). Gene Ontology annotation, molecular function: calcium ion binding. NCBI's taxonomy places the organism in Eukaryota, Metazoa, Chordata, Actinopteri, Perciformes, Bathydraconidae. The record is from RefSeq and is a predicted model, not a curated record.